This is a messenger RNA of Ostreobium quekettii, 2778 nucleotides long. Lineage: Eukaryota; Viridiplantae; Chlorophyta; Ulvophyceae; Bryopsidales; Ostreobiaceae. The record is from the annotation of a GenBank genome assembly.
AUGUCGGUGAUGUCCCAGAUGAACGCGGGCGGCGGCGACGCGGAGAGCGACAAGUCGGAGGUGGAGAUGGCGAGGUCGGACUCCAUCCACAUGGCCACGCGCGCGGACCGCACAAACCGGCUGUUGAAGGAGAGAAUGCGGAGGACACAAAGUGCUGCAUCCUUUCAUGGUGUGGACAGCAGUGAGCAUUUGUCAACGCUGUCAGAGCACCCCAGUGAGAAUGUCAUCAUAGUUGCUAAUCGACUUCCUGGCACUGCCACCAAAGAUGAAAAUGGCAAGUGGCAGUUGGAGGUGACUUCUGGCGGCCUUGUCAGUGGCCUCUUGGGUGUCAGCAACAUUACCACAAAGUGGAUUGGGUGGCCAGGCGUGUGUGUUGAAACUGAGGAAGACAAGAGAGAACUGAAAGCCGUUCUGAGGGAACACAACAUGAUUGGCGUUUUCCUAGAUGAACAAAUGGUUGCUGACUACUACAAUGGCUUUUGCAAUGGCGUGCUGUGGCCAUUGUUCCACUACGCCCCUCCAAACCUUGACCAGUGGCACAACCUUGGAGGGACGACUGUGGCUCAGACACAGUGGGCAGCGUACAUAGGAGCCAAUGAGGCCUUUGCCAGAUGUAUCUUGGAGAACUAUGGAUCCAGGGACACAGUUUGGCUGCACGAUUACCAUUUGAUGCUCUGCCCAGCCAUGCUGAAGGAAAGGAAGCCAAAAAUGAAGGUUGGGUGGUUCCUGCACACGCCCUUCCCUUCCUCAGAGAUAUACCGAACUCUGCCUGUCCGAGAAGAAGUGUUGCGUGCUGUGCUGAAGGCCGACCUGAUCGGCUUCCACACAUAUGACUAUGUCAGACACUUCAUAUCGUCUUGCUCAAGGAUCCUGGGCUUGGAGGGUACACCCCAUGGUGUUGAGGACCAUGGCCACUUGACACGGGUGGUUGCGUGCCCCAUUGGGAUCAACGUUGAGAAGUUCACGGAGGCAUUGAAGCAGGACAGCAUGAAAGCUCAGAUCGAGGAGCUCCGUGCUCGGUACAGGGGUCACAAGGUUAUGCUGGGAGUGGAUCGGUUGGACAUGAUCAAAGGCAUCCCCCAGAAGCUACUUGCGUUUGAGAAAUUCCUUGAGGAGCAUGAGGAAUGGCGGGAGAAGGUGCUACUGGUCCAGAUUGCUGUGCCCACACGGGGGAAAGUCCGAGAGUAUCAGAAACUGCGCUCAAUGGUGCACGAGAUGGUCGGGAGGAUAAAUGGCAAGUUUGGUUCCUUGACCCAUGUGCCAAUACACCACUUGGAUCGCUCCCUGGGCUUCCAUGAGCUCGUCGCACUGUAUGCAGUAACAGAUGUGGCCCUUGUUACGUCCCUACGCGAUGGCAUGAACCUUGUGAGCUAUGAAUUUGUCAUCAGCCAAAAGAAGCAUGAGUCUGAGGGGCCCCCUGGUGUGCUGGUACUAAGCGAAUUUGCUGGGGCGGCGCAGUCGCUAGGGGCUGGGUCCAUUCUGGUCAACCCUUGGAAUGCAACUGACAUGGCACAGUCCAUCCAAGAGGCAUUGACCAUGGGGGAUGAUGAGCGAAAAGAACGGCACAAUGUGAAUUACAUCCAUGUGACGAAGCACACAGCGCAAAGCUGGGCAGACAACUUUAUCACUGAACUCAAUGAUACCCAUAUAGAGGCAGACUUGCGAGAUCGACAGGCCCCACCACAGCUGCGAACGUCUUCUGUCGUCCAUGCAUUCAAUGACAGCUGCCGCCGGCUGAUUGUCUUGGGCUACAAUGCCACCCUGACUACUGCUGUGGAAGCACCCAAGCAGCCCAGGAAGCACUACGACCAAAUGAAGGCCCUGGCACGGGUCAACCCCAGUACUAUCAAGUGCAUUCGUGCACUGUGCUACAACCCAGGAAAUGUGGUGGUAAUCUUCAGUGGCAGCGAGUGUGCAAAGCUGCAGGAGCAGUUUGGGCAGCUUCCUGUUUGGCUUGUUGCUGAGAAUGGAGUGUACAUGAGGCCACCAUCUGUUGCACAUGGAGCUACUGCGGAAUGGUUGCCAGUGUUCGAGCGACUCCCUCGAGACUGGAUGGACAGCGUCCAGAUGGUGUUUGAAUACUUCUGUGAACGCACACCUCGUUCGUUUGUGGAAAAGCGUGAGACAUCACUUGUUUGGAAUUUCAAGUAUGCUGAUGUUGAAUUUGGUAGAGUCCAGGCGAUGGACUUGUUGCAGCAUUUGAGGGCAGGCCCUCAUUCAAAUGCACCGGUGGACAUAGUUCCCGGAGCCCGAUCUGUGGAGGUCCGACCUGUGGGCAUCACAAAGGGCCUGACGAUGCAGCACAUAGUUGGAGAGAUGGAGAGAUUGCUGGGUGCCGAUGCUUGUGACUUUGAUUUUGUGCUUUGCAUCGGGCAUUUUCUGAGAAAGGACGAGAACAUUUUCUCCUUUUUUGAGGGCGAGAACACCUUGCAUGAGGGGCGCUUGGAGAAGUCGCUGCACUUCCUACGACCCAAUGCAGUCGAUGCACAAUGCGGCAGCAAAAUGCCAGGGGAGGCGUAUGCAGCCUUGAUGGGCAGCCCUGCGGUCAGCUACGAAGGCACACUGUGGGCCCAAAGCACGAAGGAACAGACCAUGUUGAGCCCAAAGCACUUGUUCACUUGCACAGUAGGACGUGCAGGGUCUAAAGCAAGGUUUUCGCUGGGUGGUUCAAGCGAAGUGGCAGCACUGCUUGAAGCCAUCACCGAGGUGACCACGGCUGGAGCCCAACACGAAGCACAACAUGAACGAUCUGAUCCAGUGGCCAUUCCUCCGUCGUAA